UCUAAACCUGUCAUUAAAAGUAAAACUUGAAGGCAAGCAUCGUAUUCAUUUCAAAUGAACCAAAGUCGAUUGCCUUAUAACUGUAUACAUAAUUAUUUGCAUCAAAUACGGCUCAUGGAAAAUAUCACGGCGCUUGCCGUGACGCACGUUGAUACUGCACAACGAUUAUUUCAAUACGUACUCCUGCCGGCCCUUAGUUGAGUAGCUCGAUUAAGUAUAUGAGUACGUCGUAUAAAUAUCAAAAUAUAUUACUAUUUUUGAACACAAAAAAUCCAGACACAAUAUUGUUAAUAUUUUACUAUUCUCAACAACAACAACAAAUACAAUAAUAACAUUUUGUUAUCACCCUUAUUUUAAACAGCGUAAGAUUUUUUUUAAAUUGUUAACAAAUCUUACUAUGGAAUACUGUAUUUUUUUUCCUUUUUUGUACUUCGCCCUUGGUUUGAGUAUAUCAAAUAACCGUUUAUUUGGCUGUUGUAAAAUACAAGAACUGAUAAAGAGCGUCAAUACCGAAAUCAUGAACCAAUAAAUUGAGUUUUCACACAAAAAUGUAACAUUUUUGGUUUGAGGAUCCAGCAUUCCAUGUUAUUGAUGUGAAUAACGAAAGAGCAGUGGUGUGUAAAUGGAAUGAGCUGCUUAAGUUCUAGAUACGGUGUAGGCACAAGUGCUUCAAGCUUAUGACACAAACAAGGUAACAGGUUCUGUGUCGAUCCAACAGCAAAAAAAAAAAGGAACAAAUACAGCUUGCGGGUUUAAGCAAAGAAACACCAUGCCACCCUGGUGCAAGAAAUGGGUGUUCUUUGGUGUUUUUAUUGCCCUGAGCGUAACUCCUGCAAAUGCACAAACGUAUAUUGGGUUUGACUUGUCUGAUGUUCCGGUGCCUGAAAGUACAGGGACCGCUACUCUCGGCCUUACACGGUCUGGGGACGUAUCUGGGGAGUCGCUAGUCACCGCCACUGUCACGCCGCUGACGGCCACUGCAGGUACCGACUACAAUUCCCCAGUGGCUACAAACAUCACCUUUAGUGCUAACGAGACAAGUUAUAACUUUACUAUCAACAUCAACGAUGACGUUAUUGUUGAGAACACAGAGUCGUUCUUCGUCCAGUUGACUACAACAGACGGGAAUAUUAAUAUCACUCAACCAAAUAUAACCGUCUCAAUCACAGACAACGACAAAGCAACUUUCAGCUUUGCGUCCUCAUCGUAUUCAGUUGAGGAAGAUACGGGUUAUGUUACAGUGAACAUCACAAAGACUGGGACCUCUGACAUUUCUCUUGAUGUGAAGUAAGUAGAAUAGAAUUGGUUUGUGUGAUUGAUUGAACUCUGCGGAAAGUAUUGGCCAUCAAAAUAUUUUCUUUGCACUUCUUCUUUUCUGAAUCUUUUACCUUUAGUAGCCUUUUGAAUGGUAGUCAAUAACCAUUCAUUUGCUCUUUGUCUCAGGCUAAGCACAAACAAUGGCACAGCAUUCUCUCCCGUCGACUAUACUGCGA
Molecule: messenger RNA, 1493 nt
Organism: Nematostella vectensis (starlet sea anemone)
Lineage: Eukaryota; Metazoa; Cnidaria; Anthozoa; Actiniaria; Edwardsiidae
Product: extracellular matrix organizing protein FRAS1-like
Exons: 4
Coding region: 770-1291 (173 amino acids)
Biological process (GO): metal ion transport; cell communication
Cellular component (GO): membrane
Source: RefSeq, a predicted model, not a curated record